UCAAGACUCCAGAUCACAAGCCCCCUUAUCGCAAGGCUCGAAAUCGCCAACCCCAACAUCUUCCAAAUCGCCAACCCGCACAUCUCAGGCACCCAAAUCACAAGGCUCCCAGUUGCCUCACCGUCUCACGGGUGUCACAUCAUACAAUCUGGUGGAUGAAAUUACCAUGGCGUUAAUGGAUAAAAAUGACACCGAUGUCAAACAGUAUGGGGACCCGUUCUUUUAUAAAGAAGAGCUAGGAGGGGAAGUAGCCUCGACGCUACAGGGGGAUGUGAAUAAGUUUAUACCCGAGUUGAAAAUGACAUUACAGGAAUACGACAGACUAGAGAAAGGGUUUUAUGGUCAUCUCAUGCGCCAGCAGUACGACUGCCGUAAUAGAGUUCGUGCUGGAAUCUCUGAAGAUGGAGGUUGGGAAGUGUGUAUGGACCCACCGUUUGCAAUUAAACCUGGCUCAUGUCUUGUGUAUUCUUUUGGAUUGGGCAAUGAAUGGUCCUUCGACAGAUAGGCUAUAUGUCAAAGAGCUGCACAGUGUAUGGAUUUGAGACAAGCAUCGGUCUAAAGCAAGAGUCCAAGGAGGUCGAACCAAAUAUGUGGUUUUACAACAUUGGACUCUUUCGUGAAAACAGAGUUGUCAAGUGGAAGAAUGGACAACAAUGGGCCCUCAAAACUCUUGGGACAGUAAGGCAGAUGCUG
Molecule: messenger RNA, 693 nt
Organism: Lingula anatina
Lineage: Eukaryota; Metazoa; Brachiopoda; Lingulata; Lingulida; Lingulidae
Product: putative methyltransferase-like protein 24
Source: RefSeq, a predicted model, not a curated record